Phyllostomus discolor (pale spear-nosed bat) is the source of this 4454-nucleotide messenger RNA. RefSeq names its product putative testis-specific Y-encoded-like protein 3. Bases 1172 to 2263 code for a protein of 363 amino acids. Gene Ontology annotation, molecular function: chromatin binding; histone binding. Lineage: Eukaryota; Metazoa; Chordata; Mammalia; Chiroptera; Phyllostomidae. The record is from RefSeq and is a predicted model, not a curated record. Gene Ontology annotation, cellular component: chromatin; nucleus. Gene Ontology annotation, biological process: nucleosome assembly. The transcript has a single exon.
CUCUUUGGCCUUCCAUUUACUUGACUAAUGUUCACUGUCCAUCCCAGUGGGUCAGAUCUCUGGGUAGGGCCCCACAGGAAUCCACCUUGGCCUCUAGAGGGUGCAUGCCAUUGGAUGGGUCUGGGGGCUCAGAGCUCUCUUAUCCAUUGAGCCAGAGGAAGCUGAAGGCUUUCUGGAGGAGGUGGCAAGGAUUUCCAGGCAGAACAGGGGUAUAGGGGUACUGACCCCCACAGGCCACAAGUUUAGAAGCUAAGACCACAGGAAUGAAGAUGCAUUUGUAGAAUCCCAGCUGCAAGGGCUGGUCCCUCCAGUCUCUCACCUAUCCAAACACAGACUGACUGUGCACCUCAGAUUCAAGUUCACAUUUGUGAAAUGUCUGGUGCAGAGCCAGGGGGAAGCUGCUGGGCCUAGGGCAAAGUAUCUACCUUUCAGCCUACCAGCUCAGAAGGACCCAGCUGGUUUGGGGGAAACCAGGUGAUGCGCUUUGCUCCCUGGUUGGCAGUAUUUGAAAUCUUCCCCUGCCCCAGAUCCUUCUGACCUUGUCUCUCCUUUCUUCACAUAUUCUGAGCACCUCUGUGUGCCGGUUAAUUACCAUCAACUGCGGCUCCCAGUUGGAGUCUGGCUAGUCAUUGCAGGGGACACCUCUCAAGCCCCUAUGCAUAUGCCUCCUUUACCCAGAGCAAAGCUGCAGCUGUCCUACAGCUGCCCCAAAGCCGCAGAUGACUGUGGGCACAGGGAGACUCCCAUCGGCCCACCUCAGAUGCGGGAACAGUAAUCACCUGGCAUGGGAGCUGUGAUCGUUCUGUCUGUGACAGGGGUUGGGCCUGAUCAUCCCUGGUGCCUGCUCUGAACUGCUCCUUGCUUGGUACACCCCUGCACUUAACUGCCAGCGCCCUAUUAAUCUGGAGCCCGUUCUGCCAGGCUCCCCACCGGGAAGCUCCCAGCUCCUCCGCCAGACCUCCGGGCCCCUCGCCUCCCGCAGCCGAGCGACCCUAGUGAAUCACAUCCGGAAUGAGGGGGCACGAGGGGCGGAGCGCGCCCCGGAGGAGACUGCCUCCCCGCCUCACAUUCACGGCGCCACCGCCGCCAGCCGCAGAGCUGCCCCUCUCACGGAACCCUCCGUGUUGCCCGCGCACCCCGAGUCCCUUCAGGCCAGAGGCUUCCGCAGGUGAUGGCGGACGAGGGUGAGGGGGUCCUGGAAACCGCCGCGCGCCUGCCGCCGGGCCUCGCACGGGAGGGGGGCUCGCGCCCGGCCCCGGCGGCUUGGGCCCGAGAAGGGGGAUGUGGGCACCCCGACCUCUCAGACGGCCCGAGGACCGCCCUGCCUGUCCUGGGGCUCCGGGGAGCGUCCUCUUUGGCGACUCAUCCUACCCUGGAAAACGGCCUUUCUGGGGGCGAGGCCCCAGAAACCUGUGGCGCAGUGGGGUCGGGGGCCCAGGCUGAAACCCCGGAGAAGGCCGAGGAAAUGACGAUUGAGAAGGGCGCCAUCUUCUCGGAGGAGGGGGAGGUGCAAAAGCAGCAGGUGGGCGAGGAGAUGGAGGUGGCUGAGAAGCUGGUAGAGGAGGAGAAGCUGGAGGUGGGAGCGGAGGGGCAGGACGGCCCUGGGCCCCUAAACCUUGAUGGCCCAGUUGUGGACCCACUGGAGGCCAUCCAGUGGGAGCUGGAGGCUGUGAGUGCCCAGGCAGACAGGGCCUACCUGCAGCUGGAGCGCAGGUUUGGGCGUAUGCACCGCUUGCACCUAGCCCGUAGGAGCUUCAUCAUCCAGAAUAUUCCCGGCUUCUGGGUCACCGCCUUCCUGAACCACCCGCAGCUGUCAGCCCUGAUCAGCCCUCGAGAUGAAGACAUGCUCUGCUACCUGAUGAAUUUAGAGGUGAGGGAGCUCAGGCAUGCCAGGACCGGCUGCAAGUUCAAGUUCCGCUUUUGGAGCAAUCCCUACUUCCGGAACAAGGUGAUCGUGAAGGAAUAUGAAUGCAGAUCCUCAGGCCGGGUGGUGUCUAUCGCAACUCGCAUCCGAUGGCACCGGGGCCAGGAACCCCCAGCUCUGGUACACAGGAACCGAGAGACCGUCCGCAGCUUCUUCAGCUGGUUCUCACAGCACAGCCUCCCAGAGCCUGACAUGGUUGCCCAGAUUAUUAAAGAGGACCUGUGGCCCAACCCCCUGCAGUACUACCUGCUGGGGGAUAGGCCCCACAGAGCCAGGAGAGGCCUAGCACGGUGGCCCACAGAGCCCCCUUCAAGGCCCUAUGGGUUCCAGUCUGGCUAAGCCCUGCCCUGGGACCUGGCUUCUACCUACAUAAGACUCCCUUCUACUUCCUGUGGACCUCUGCUUAGGCCAGCAGUGGCACUCUGGCCCCUCUGGACAUUCAGCGGUCACAGCGGACCGUCUGGAGGCCUUCAUGACGUAGUUCUGUUUCCAUGUGGCCUUUGUGCAUCACAGGAGUCACAGGCCACAGUGUCCUUCCCACCACCCAGCGCUGCAGACAUGUACUGCCGUCAUCUUCCGGGCCCACCUUUGAUCAUGGCCUCCCCACCCAUUUCUGAGAUGGCGCCCACGAGUCAUUGCUGGAAGGACCAGUGCCUCUUCAAGGCCACAACACGCUGGGCUCAUAUUUGUGCUGGCUCUGCACAUUGGCUGUGGCCAGCUGCGUCUCAUCACCCACGAUGACGUGGGUGCACUGUGCUAGCGGUCAACUGCACUUGGACAUUCUAGGGCCUCAGAGCUUCAGGAUGACGGGCCAAGCUACCCCACUGGAGGUGGGACACCCAAGCUACGGACUGUGGGACAUCUGGUAAAAUGGGCACACAGAUGCAGAUGGCUGUUGCGUAUGGGUGAGGUCAAGGAUGUGAGGCAGUGGGCAACACAUUCUUUGUGAUCACGCUGAUGUCACCUGUGUGGGUCCUGCUUCACAGCCUGCUAUCUGUGUAGGCCUGUGCUCUCUACUUUACCGAUGUCUGGCUAUCAUCCUUCUCUUGAGUUUUCCUGAGGUUGCCACCAGCCCUUUUGCCUGCUCCCAGGUCUAUAAGGACCUCAAGAACUGUCAGUGGACCCAGGUUGACCACCUGUAAAUGCACAAGGCCCCCCAUAUCCCCAGGAACUGCUGUGCUGGCAUUUCUGGGCAUGGGCUCAAGGCAGGGGCAAUGACUGGGUCUGUUCCAGAAGCGUACCUUCCUGAGCCCUGGUCACUGGACUCCUACAGAGUCCAUCUCCCCCUGGACUUCAGUUUGUUCUUAGGCUGCUGGGGAAGGGGUGUUUCUGGUCUAGGAGCCUACACCUUCCCAGAACUCACAUCUCUUCAUUUUCUUUAAAGUGACAGCUCAGAAAUAAACAACGGAAGAAGCAAGGUUUUUGUUUUUUUUUAUAAACAGUUGAGGAGACAGGCUUUCUUGUUUAAUUUGCCUCUCUUUAUCCCCUCUGCUCCCAUGCCCUUCCCCUUUCAGCAAGGUCUAGAAUCUUCAAAGGGGAACAGUACAGGGCUGUUCAACAGGGAGACCAGGAGGUAGGGGCCCCGGGGGUAGGGAUCGUUCAUUGUUUUGUUUCUGCUGUGUUCUUUUAGACUAACUUUAGCCCAACUCUUCCUUCUACCAGGUCCAGUGCCCAUCCUAGGAUCCUGUAGGUACAAGAGCUUAGUUGCACCGCUCCCUGCAACCCGGUUCCCCUCCCUAGGCUUUCGUGGCCAUUUCCAUCUUAUUUUAGGGGUGACAAUACCCAGUCCCCUUCCCACGAAAGGCCUUGUCUUCUCUGUACUUGGGGAGGCCUUGAAACAAACUAAUGGGGGAUGUGCUCUUGGGGGGGGGAGAAGCAGAGCCAGCUGGUGAGGCGGGGAUGCCUGAGAGCUGGUGGAGUGGAAGGAAGAGAGCUCUGACUCUUCCCACCUUUUUUUCAUUCACCAAUAUGUGUUUUAAGAACUAUCAACAGAACACUGCAUCUUUGCAGAUUCUCUCCAUCCAGGUAAAAGCUUGUGUUUGUGGAAAGUUAAUGCUGUUUUUCAUUUCACUGCUUGUAAGCAAGAAUCUGUGUAUCCCCUUCUCCAUUUUUACUGGGGAAAUUGAGGUGACAAGGCCUGCUUGUUGCUUUUAGUUAAGAACAUUUACAAGAAUGUCACUGUAAUUUUUUGAUGCCAUUUGGGCACUUAUGUGGCUAUUCAUGAUUGUUAUCAAAUUGUUGUGGCCUGAUAACAUAACCCUGUACUUAGAAAUAGUUUGAAUAUGGUGGUUUGUAUCGUUACUGUGUUGUGAGGAUAACCUCCCAAGGGAAACCUGUAACUCUGAUGGUUUUGAUGAUUCUGUGCUCCAGGUGCCGUGCUGUAACCAACAUCACUGUAUCGGUAUCUCUGCUUCUAAACAAAUAUUCGUGAUGUGGCUUUGUCCAGUCAGGAUAGGAUUCACAGCACUUUUGUCUUCUGUAUGCAUGGUGAAAAAAAUAAAACCCUUUCACUCUGGGGGAAAAAAUAACU